This is a messenger RNA of Saimiri boliviensis boliviensis (Bolivian squirrel monkey), 926 nucleotides long. Its product is annotated as keratin-associated protein 3-3. NCBI's taxonomy places the organism in Eukaryota, Metazoa, Chordata, Mammalia, Primates, Cebidae. Gene Ontology annotation, molecular function: structural molecule activity. The record is from RefSeq and is a predicted model, not a curated record. Gene Ontology annotation, cellular component: keratin filament.
AGAGGAGUCCUUUGUACCUCAGAAACCUCAUCUGUCUAAGAAGCUGAAAGCCAACCAGACGCCCAUCGCCAUGGAUUGCUGUGUCCCCUACGGCUGCAGUGUCCCCACCGGGCCGGCCACCACUAUCUGCUCCUUCGACAAAUCCUGCCGCUGUGGAGUCUGCCUGCCCAGCACCUGCCCACACACAGUUUGGUUACUGGAGCCCACCUGCUGUGACAACUGUCCCCCACCCUGCCACAUUCCUCAGCCCUGCGUGCCCACCUGCUUCCUGCUCAACUCCUGCCAGCCAACUCCAAACCUGGAGACCCUCAACCUCACCACCUUCACUCAGCCCUGCUGUGAGCCCUGCCUCCCAAAAAGCUGCUGCUGAUGGAUGACUACUUUGCUCAGUGCCCGAGAAUGAAGAACCUCGAAGCUGUCUCUUCCGUAUUCACUUGCCUCAGUAGUUUACCAGAUGUUUAAGUAGACCAGAUCUGGCCCAGAUAUGAAGAACUUACCUUUGGUUUUAAUGGAGGGAAAAAAAAAACCCCUCCAUUAAAUUUUUAUGGUUACCCCUCCAUUAAUUUUUAUGGUUAUUUAGCUGAAUAACCAUUUGGUUCAUGUAGGCAGGUGAAGGUGUUUUAUUAGCAAAUUACUGUUUGAAUCUUUAAGACCUCAGAAUACAUGUUCUUGGUCACCUUCCUUCCUGGCUCUUAUUUCUUGUAUUGGGUAUUUUCAUUGAAGCAAAAGAAUUUCUCGGCGGGUUUUUGAAUAAACUUUAUUUCUCUGGCAAGAUGUGCCCUUUGCUUAUGUUAGUUUUGGGUAUAUUUCUUCCGUAACUACUCCUCACCUCUGAAACUGAGUGACCAAAUCUAGGUUUUAGUUAUUCUUCCUGUAUGCUAGCCUGACAUGCUGCUCACCUCCCAGUCACUGCAGAAUCACUCAGC